AUGUCGGACAGAGAUCUAUUCCUUGCGUAUGGGGCUCUAAUGGCCGGAGCUCUAGUGCCAAUCUAUCACGGCUCAUUCGCAUCUCUGCCGCCAUCCAAGGCGCCCAAGUCCAAGGCGAUCAAAGAUGCUGCAGACGCUUCGGACUCUGAUGUAGAUGACGAUGAGGACCAAGAAGGUCUGCACACCGAGACUCUUACCUCUGAAGAAGCUUGGAUGUUCCCCGUGCUCGGUAGCGCCGUGCUCCUCAGCAUGUAUCUCGUAUUCAAAUAUGUGGACAAGAAGUACGUCGAUCUGGUACUUGGCGCCUACUUUGGAGUUGUGGGUGGUCUGGCGGUGUGGAAGACUUUCGGCGCCAUCGCCAAAGGUGUUCUCGGCAAGGCAAUUUGGAAUAACUUUACUUCCUAUAAACUCAGAGUCAAUCGCUCGGCUGGCGCUAGCAAGCAAGGUUCGAAUGUCAAGACACGCUCGCAAAGCAAGAAGGACAAGGAAGGCGAGGAAAUCUUUGUCGGACGCCUUUCCAUCCUGCAGCUACCCUUGCUGGCGCUGAGCGGCAUCAUCGUCGGCCUCUACCUUUGGACGCGUCAUUGGGCUCUAUCCAACAUUCUCGCUCUCUCGCUCUCCCACAAUGCCAUUUCCCUGAUGGCAUUGGACUCUUUUCGAACGGGCUCCAUCAUGCUUGGCGGUUUGUUCCUCUACGACAUCUUCUGGGUCUUUGGCACCGACGUCAUGGUCAGUGUGGCGCGAGGCUUCGAUGGGCCCAUCAAGAUUGUCUGGCCGAAAAAUUUUGUUCAGGGAGUGUGGGAGAUUGCUAGCGGCGCUCCUCAGCCCAAGUGGCAGUUGACGAUGCUUGGACUUGGGGACAUUGUAAUUCCCGGCAUCUUUAUCGCCCUGGCUCUCCGCUUCGACCUGCAGCAGCACCGAGCACAGAACCCGACAAGCCGAACGCGCACGCAUUUUGCGCGCCCUUACUUUGUCGCAUGCCUAACGGCCUACAUCCUCGGCCUCUCCACGACUAUGGGAGUCAUGCACUUCUUCCAAGCUGCUCAACCUGCCCUGCUAUACCUCUCUCCGGCUUGCGUCGGAGCCAUCCUGGGGACGAGCUUGGUCAAGGGAGAGUUUAGCAAGGUUUGGAACUGGACGGAUGAGAGCGAUGAGGAGCGCGAGAAGAGGGAAAAGGAGGAGAAGAAAGAAAAGUAA
Molecule: messenger RNA, 1197 nt
Organism: Ceraceosorus guamensis
Lineage: Eukaryota; Fungi; Basidiomycota; Exobasidiomycetes; Ceraceosorales; Ceraceosoraceae
Product: peptidase A22B, signal peptide peptidase
Exons: 5
Coding region: 1-1197 (398 amino acids)
Biological process (GO): membrane protein proteolysis
Cellular component (GO): membrane; cytoplasmic side of endoplasmic reticulum membrane; lumenal side of endoplasmic reticulum membrane
Molecular function (GO): aspartic endopeptidase activity, intramembrane cleaving
Source: RefSeq, a predicted model, not a curated record